This is a messenger RNA of Temnothorax curvispinosus, 730 nucleotides long. RefSeq names its product 1,5-anhydro-D-fructose reductase-like. The transcript is spliced from 6 exons. Gene Ontology annotation, molecular function: aldose reductase (NADPH) activity. The record is from RefSeq and is a predicted model, not a curated record. Lineage: Eukaryota; Metazoa; Arthropoda; Insecta; Hymenoptera; Formicidae. Gene Ontology annotation, cellular component: cytosol. The annotation marks the transcript as partial.
AACUUACAAGUCUCAGAUGGGAAAUGUGAAAAAAGCUGUUAAAGAGGCAAUAGAUCUCGGAUAUCGUCAUAUUGACACAGCUUUCUUUUAUAACAAUGAGAAAGAGAUUGGGGAAGCAGUCCGUGAAAAAAUCAAAGAAGGUAGCGUAACCAGGGAAGACCUGUUUAUUACCACAAAGCUAUGGAACAAUGUUCACAAAGAGGAACUUGUUGUCCCGGCCUGCAAAAAAUCGUUGGCAAAUCUCGGUUUAGAGUAUGUGGAUCUCUAUUUAAUUCACUGGCCAUUCGCUUUCAAGGAGGGUAAUGAUUUGCUGCCUCAAGACGCUACUGGAAAUCUUGCCGAAUCGGAUGUCGAUUACUUGGAAACGUGGAGAGGAAUGGAAGAGUGCGUUCGGCAAGGCUUAACUCGCAGCAUUGGAAUCAGCAACUUCAAUUCCGAGCAAAUUACCCGUUUACUUAAAUCGGCCAAAAUCGCACCAGUUAAUAAUCAAAUUGAAAUUAAUAUAAACUUAAACCAGGAAAAAUUAGUGGACUUUUGCAAGAAACACAAUAUCACGGUAACCGCUUACUCUCCCUUGGGACAACCUGGAAAUUCAUCGGGCAUGGACAACAAAUUAGAUAGUCCCUUAAUAUUGCAACUUGCAAAAAAAUACAAGAAGACGCCGGCGCAAAUAGCACUUCGAUAUGUCUAUCAACACGGAGCUGCGCCGAUACCUAAGUCUGUAACUACA